AUGUCGCCCAAGACUGCCUCAACUUCGACAUCCAAGAACGCAUCAUCCGACAACGCUACUUUACACAGUGAAUCUUCGUCUGCCGAAGCAGGCCAGUGCCUCCGAGCCGGCAAAAAGAAAGCAUGUAAGCGUGCUCAAGCCUGCCGAAAGACGAAAACUCUCUCAACCGCCGAAAUCUCUGACGAGUCUACUGCGGAUGUAAAAUGCCCGGCCCCCGAGAAGACACGCAGGUCCAGGCAACGUCAGUCUGAGGCCUCUGACGAGGAUGGGGGAGAAAUAACAGACAGCACCAAUAGCGCAGUCCUCACCACGACAGACACUGGAACAAGUGACGCCGACACCACGGAGGAAAGAGACACAGAGGCGGAGACCACAGAUAAGAGCAAUGGCUCUGGCUGGACGUUCUCUGAAGAUGCUCAGCUCAGGGGAAUGAAGACUGACGAUCGAGGCCCAACUUGGGUGGAGAUCGCCCGUGUUCUUCACAGAAGAAAAGGAGAAUGCCAGAAACGAUGGAACAAGAUCAAAGGCCGCAAGCGAGGAACACGAGCGCCGUCAAAGAAACAAACGCACAUUCGCACAGAGCACGCAAAGGCUAAGGACAACGCCGAAGACACGGCCCAGGAAUCAAAGGCUGCUGAUUGUCGCAUCUCCUCCAAGUGCCAUGGCGACCUGGCACGAGAAAAUCUGACCUAUAGGCACGAUGCGAUCAGAUCCUCUGACGCAGAGUACCUCCAGAACCACAUCCGUCCUUCACUCUACCCACGUCUGAUUGCGCCAGCCGCCGACGAGUAUCUAAGUCAGGAGGACUGCGACAUUUUAGCCACAUCCCACAGCAAGUACAAGCAUAGUAAGUGGCUCGAGAUGCAGGCCAAUUUCUACAACUGCACGGGUCGAAUGGUGCCAUUGAGCAUCAUUCGAGACAAGUGUGAGCGAGCGGAGGCAGAGGCAGGAGCAGCGGCAAAAAACAAUAGAGCCAGGGCACGGGUCACCCAAUGGGUGUCAUCAGUGUGCGAUGAAGGCUCCGAGGAGCUUGGCGCCUAAGGCGGCUAUGGCAAUUCACCAACAGGGUGAACCCAAGGGGUUGGGGAGAAGAAU
Molecule: messenger RNA, 1095 nt
Organism: Emericellopsis atlantica
Lineage: Eukaryota; Fungi; Ascomycota; Sordariomycetes; Hypocreales; Bionectriaceae
Exons: 2
Coding region: 1-1041 (346 amino acids)
Source: RefSeq, a predicted model, not a curated record